CCGGGCGCACUGAAGUGGACACUACAAGCAGCGCACAUCGCGCAGUAAAGAAAACAGAUGUGCGUGUUUUUAAAAAGAAAAUAGUCUAGGCUAUUUGAGAUUCCAUUCACUGUAGCGAAUUGUUUGGAAUGGCUUGUCUCAUGGCAGCCUUCUCAGUUAAUAAUACAAUUGUCACCAACUCCAUCAUUAUGAAUGCCAAUGGUCCCCCGGAUCUGAUGCUAGACCCCAGGACUGUGUGUGUUUCCAUCGAUGAGGCGGUCAAUAACCACAUGGGCAGUCAACAGACUCCUUUGUUGCAAGGGCACCUAAAGAAAGUGGAGAACAAUCUGACAGAGGCCCAGCGUUUUUCUUAUUUACCUCGUAGACCAGCUGUCAACAUUGAAUUCAAAGACAUAUCUUAUUCAGUUCCAGAGGGGCCAUGGUGGAGAAAGAAAGGUUACAAGACACUGUUGAAGGGGAUUUCUGGGAAGUUCACCAGCGGAGGCCUGGUGGCUAUCAUGGGUCCCUCAGGAGCCGGGAAGUCUACACUGAUGAACAUACUGGCCGGAUACAGGGAAACUGGUAUGAAAGGGGAGAUACUGAUUAACAACCAGCCAAGGGACUUGCGCUCUUUCCGGAAGGUGUCCUGCUACAUCAUGCAGGAUGACAUGCUUCUCCCUCACCUGACGGUACACGAGGCCAUGAUGGUGUCAGCUAAUCUCAAGCUGCAGGAAAAGGAGGAGGGCAGGAGAGAGAUGGUGCGAGAGAUCCUGACUGCCCUGGGCCUGCUGGAGUGUGCAAAAACACGUACAUCCCACCUGUCUGGAGGCCAGAGGAAAAGACUAGCCAUAGCCCUGGAGCUCGUCAACAACCCCCCUGUCAUGUUCUUUGACGAGCCCACCAGCGGGCUGGACAGUUCAUCCUGCUUCCAGGUGGUGUCCCUGCUCAAGGCUCUGGCUCAAGGAGGACGCACCGUUAUCUGCACCAUCCACCAGCCCAGCGCCAAGCUCUUCGAACUCUUUGAUAAGCUGUAUGUUCUGAGCCACGGUCAGUGCAUCUACAGAGGGAAAGUGUCCAACCUUGUUCCUUACCUCAGAGAACUUGGACUCAACUGUCCCACUUAUCAUAACCCAGCAGACUUUGUGAUGGAGGUUGCGUCUGGAGAGUAUGGGGACCAGACAGCCCGUCUGGUGAAAUCCCUGCAGGACAGGAAGUGUGAGAAGGACUACAAUACAGAACUCAACGGGGAUGGAACACACAACCCCUUCCUGUGGCACAAACCUGCAGAGGAGGACUCCACAUCUACAGAGGGCUGCCACAGCUUCUCUGCCAGCUGCAUGACUCAGUUCUGCAUCCUUUUCAAAAGGACCUUCCUCAGCAUCCUGAGGGAUUCUGUGCUGACUCACUUGCGUAUCAUGUCGCACAUUGGUAUUGGAAUCCUGAUAGGGCUUCUCUACCUGGGCAUUGGAAACGAGGCUAAAAAGGUUCUCAGUAACUCAGGAUUCCUCUUCUUCUCCAUGCUCUUCCUCAUGUUUGCCGCCCUCAUGCCCACUGUGCUUACAUUCCCUCUGGAGAUGGGUGUGUUCCUUAGAGAACAUCUGAACUACUGGUACAGUCUGAAGGCGUACUAUCUGGCCAAGACUAUGGCUGAUGUGCCCUUCCAGAUUGUGUUCCCAGUGGCUUACUGCAGCAUCGUGUACUGGAUGACCUCACAGCCAUCAGAUGCAGUUCGCUUCAUCCUCUUCCUGGCCCUGGGGGUGCUAACCUCUCUGGUGGCCCAGUCUCUGGGCCUGCUGAUUGGAGCAGCAUCCACCUCUCUGCAGGUUGCCACGUUUGUGGGUCCUGUAACCGCUAUUCCUGUAUUACUCUUCUCCGGCUUCUUUGUCAGUUUCGACACCAUUCCCAAAUAUCUUCAGUGGAUGUCGUACAUAUCAUAUGUCAGGUAUGGUUUUGAGGGCGUCAUCCUCUCCAUCUAUGGGUUGGACCGAGAGGACCUCCACUGCGACAAAGACGAAACCUGCCACUUCCAAAAGUCAGAAGCCAUCCUAAGAGAACUGGACGUGGAAGAUGCCAAAUUGUAUCUGGACUUCAUAGUUCUCGGCAUCUUCUUCGUGUCUCUCCGACUCAUCGCUUACUUUGUCCUGCGCUAUAAAAUCAGUGCUGAGAGAUAGACUGAGAGGAAGGGACAGGAACCGGGCACAGAUCACAGAUCGGGUGUUACCGGUCUCAGGCACACCUUCAGAAGACUCUCCGUCAGUCCUCCAAGCAGCAGCACCAAGCCUGCUCCACACAUGCCAAACACUUGGCCCGCAUCUUUCCACAUAUGAGUGUGCGCAACUGAAUUUAGUUUUGUCAUUUAAAAAACAAACAAAAACAGCAAUGAGACGGAGAAGCAUCUCCAUGUUAGGUGUUAAAAGAUAAAUCUUGUAUGAGAACAAGAUAGAAGAAAUACCAGAUGAUAUGAACCUAGGGCUUAUGCUAGUAGACUGCAGUCUCUAGACCGGUUUGUGUGGCCUGUUUAUCUUCUGAAAUUAAUUGGACAUUUAGAGCCACAUUUGAACAGGAGCUGGUCUCCUCUCGUUGGCUUUUAAGAAGUGCCAGAUAAGGUAGGGCCCAAUACCAGGACCCUCUGUUCACUAAGAGAAUCAGAAUGUACUGUAUGGUGUGCUACAAGAUUAGCUUCUAAAAUGUGAACGUGGCAAUGCAAAGGUGGUUGUAGCAUGUAGAUUUGAGGGGUCUUAACUCUGCAGUGAGACCGGUGAAACACUAUUGAUCCUGUACGAGGGUAACACAAGAGUAGAAAGGGAAGAGUAGACUAGUUAAUCCUUGCACAGUCGGCUCUCACUCAAUCAAAGCAUUUCAGGAAGGCUAGUGCUUUGGGAUUUGCUUCACAAGACGUAUGCACACAGUACUGUCCACAUUACCAAAAGGACUUAAUGAUGCCAGUCUUUAUGGGAAGGAUUUAACAUUCCCCUCUCCCCCCUUCUUGUUAGAGGUCUGCUUUUAACAACAUAGACAUGAUUAUGUCCUUGUGGCAGCUUGAACUAUAUGGAUUAUAUUUGUUUACUGUGAGGAGCAUGCACCAACCACAUCUGUAUAUCACAAUAGUGUUGGCACAGUGACCCCUUGUGGUGUGACCUACCAUGGUGACGUAGCUCCUUGAAAUUGUUUGAGUACUUCAUCUAUGUUGAGGUUUAUGUGUGUGGUCAAGAAAGUACACAUUUAGAUCGUUUUUUAAGAUUUCGUACUGUCGUCCUGCCUUGACCAUGCACAUUCAACAUCUGCUUCAUAUAAUCAUUGGUCCACACAUAGGACAUGGUGUGGUUUAAAUCUCAACUUUUCACCUGCAUACUGUAACCACUGAAGCUUCGAAGGAUUGGAGAACCACUCCAUGUCUCUUUAGGACUUUUUUUUUUUUUUUAUUUCCUGUGUCGAGGAGAUCAAUGGAUUCAAACUUUACGUUAUUUGAUAAUGCAAUUAUCAAUGCAACUCUUUAGUUAAACCUGAUGGUGAUCGGUAUGUGUUUUGUCAUCAUGUGCUAUUGUGUGUUGCUGUAUUUUAAAAUGAGGAAGUACUUUCUGGUUCAUCGAGGCUCUGUAAGAAUCAUGCAGUGAAAAUUGUACGUGUAACGUUCCUUUCAAGUAUGUUUUCAUGUCAGUGUUAUGACCAUCUAAUCUGUACCUCUAGUAUGUCACUUUUCUAGAGGGGGGAGUCUUUGUCACAUCUUUAAAGCCUCAAUUUUCAAAACGAUUUUAAGGACGUGGGGCAUUCAUUUUGGUAUCUUAGUUUCUUUUGCUUUGCUUCUUAUCUUUUCUAACAUUGUUUUACUAGGGAUAUUCAUAGAGUCUUGCAUCUGACUCAAACUGUAUUUCAGUCAUGUUUUGGUGUCCAUUUAUUGACAUUCUAUACAUUUUUAGUCAAUUUAUAUUUUCUCUAAA
Messenger RNA from Hypomesus transpacificus, 3917 nucleotides. RefSeq names its product ATP-binding cassette, sub-family G (WHITE), member 1 (gene abcg1). Lineage: Eukaryota; Metazoa; Chordata; Actinopteri; Osmeriformes; Osmeridae. The transcript has 15 exons. Gene Ontology annotation, biological process: cholesterol homeostasis. Gene Ontology annotation, cellular component: plasma membrane. The record is from RefSeq and is a predicted model, not a curated record. Gene Ontology annotation, molecular function: ATP binding; ATP hydrolysis activity; ABC-type sterol transporter activity. Bases 129 to 2150 code for a protein of 673 amino acids.